AUGGAUUACGCAGUGCGGAUGAACAUCCCGGUCGUGCUGGCACCGUUCGGGACGCGGCAGCGACUGCCGGUAUUGUCGCACGUGAUGCAGGCGGCGGCUGCGCACAACGUUGUAACCGUGGCUUCGGUCGCUGGCGAAGUCUACGGCCGUCUGGAGUGGCCGGCACUCUACGCACUUGAGGGUCCCGAGUUCGGCACCUUCGCAGUUGCCGGUCUCACCACAGACGGUGGCCUCCUCGCACAGGUACCCAAGGCCGCACAAGGCGUGCUCGCCGUCCCCGGCGAAAACAUCGUCGGACUGGGUAUACAUUCCUCCUACGGUAUCGGAUCCGGUAACGCCGCCGCCGCAGCCAUCGUCGCUGCCUUCGUCAGCAUGGCUCUCGCCCACCGCGAAACCACCUACGCAGAACUCCUUAACAAACUACAAAAAACACCCCCACCCUGGACAGGCACACCCAGCACAGGCACACCCGGCAUAGGCGCCGACGUCAUCAAGAUCAACGCCAUGACCUUCCUACAGUGA
This is a messenger RNA of Gregarina niphandrodes, 522 nucleotides long. RefSeq lists its product as hypothetical. NCBI's taxonomy places the organism in Eukaryota, Apicomplexa, Conoidasida, Eugregarinorida, Gregarinidae. The transcript has a single exon. The record is from RefSeq and is a predicted model, not a curated record. The coding region runs from base 1 to 522 and encodes 173 amino acids. Gene Ontology annotation, molecular function: serine-type endopeptidase activity. Gene Ontology annotation, biological process: proteolysis.